GAUGUGAUGGAGCUCUUAGAGGAAGACCUCACCUGUCCCAUUUGUUGUGGCUUGUUUGAAGAUCCUCGGGUUUUACCUUGUUCUCACAACUUUUGCAAGAAGUGUUUGGAGGGGAUCCUAGAGGGAAAUGUCCGGAGUGUGGUCUGGAGACCACCCCCACUUUUCAAGUGUCCUACCUGCCGGAAGGAAACUCCUGUUAUAGGAAUCAACAAUUUACAAGUCAACUACUCCCUGAAAGGUAUUGUGGAGAAGUAUAACAAAAUAAAAGUAACUCCCAAAAUGCCCAUGUGUAAGGUGCACAAUGGGCAGCCCCUCAACAUUUUCUGCCGGACAGAUAUGCAGCUGAUAUGUGGUGUCUGUGCCACUCGAGGUGACCACACAAAGCAUGUAUUUUGCUCCAUUGAAGAUGCCUAUUCACAGGAGAAGCGUGCUUUUGAAACCCUGUUUCAGGGCUUUGAAACAUGGCGUUGUGGGGAUGCGCUCUCCCGGCUAGACACCUUGGAAACAAGCAAGAGGAAAGCGCUGCAGAUGCUGACAAAGGACUCAGACAAAGUGAAAGAGUUCUUUGAGAAGCUGCAGCACACACUGGAGCAGAAAAGAAAUGAGAUUCUGUCUGACUUUGAGACCAUGAAGCUUGCAGUGAUGCAGGCCUAUGACCCAGAAAUCAAUAAACUGAACACAAUUCUACAAGAGCAGCGAAUGGCUUUUAACAUUGCAGAAGCCUUUAAGGAUGUGUCUGAGCCCAUUAUAUUUCUGCAACAGAUGCAGGAGUUCAGGGAAAAAAUCAAAGUGAUCAAGGAAACCCCUCUGCCUUGUUCCAGUGUAGACAUCAAUCCCACAAUAAAGAACUUCGAUACCAGCCAGUGGGAUGGUAUAAAGCUAGUAGAUGUGGACAAGCUUUCUUUGCCUCAGGAAAACAGCAUGCUUAAUUUCAAGAUUUCCUCAGUCUUUUCACACAAAUUUAUAGUGACUUCUCUGAUUUGCGUAUUUAUCCUUGCAGCCACCAGAAUGACCUUUGUGGAAUCUGUCUUUGACAAUCUUCAGUACUGGAAAACUCAACUUUUUACAAUUGGCUCAUCCUAUCUGGCAGACACUGCAGAGAUAGCUGACCAUGCCGUGUUUUACUGGGAGCAAAUGACAGAUGGAGCUUCACUUCUAAGUGAAAAGUGCAAAAAUUAUACACUAGUGGUAUUGGAUAAUGUUGCACAAUUUGUGUGCAAAUAUAAACUGUUAUAAUGUCCACUACCAAAGCACAAAUUCAGAAGCCCAAGAAGUGAACAGAACUCUGGUGCAGAAAACUUAACAGUGCAUGCACAGUUUUAAAAAAACCUUUGGCUUCUGAUGGAAGCAUUUAAUACUCAGAAUGUUUACUGAGUUAUUGUUCGUGUAGUUCAAGCACGGAUAUAUGCUGGAAGGUAAAACCGACCUUUGGAAAAACAUACUUUUGCUUCUGAGAUCUUGUUUCAAAAUGUUUUUGGGAAUAAUGCACUUCCUUGCUCUAACCAAAAUAUAAGGCAAAACUAACCAUGUAUAUAGUCAAAUACUAAUAUAGCUGUAUUAAUGAUUUUACAUGUCCUAGAGUAAAAAGGGCUGAUCCCUAAAUACAUCAACAUUUUUUGUUGUGGGAGGUUCUUUGAAAUUAGGAAGGACACUUCUGAUUGCUAAGAGAGGUGGGCUGCAAAGUUUGCCUAAGACUGGCCAUCCAUUGCAAAAUACAGAGUGGUACUUUAACUCUUUGGAAUCUCUUCAUAACUGAAGAUGUUAAAUUUCACUGAUUCCUUAUCCUGGGUAUAUGCAAUACUAUAUAUACACUGGAUAUCGAUUACAAGG
This is a messenger RNA of Emys orbicularis (European pond turtle), 1830 nucleotides long. It is a transcript of the gene TRIM13, whose product is annotated as tripartite motif containing 13. Lineage: Eukaryota; Metazoa; Chordata; Testudines; Emydidae. Gene Ontology annotation, cellular component: cytoplasm. The transcript has a single exon. Gene Ontology annotation, molecular function: zinc ion binding; ubiquitin protein ligase activity. Gene Ontology annotation, biological process: protein ubiquitination; positive regulation of macroautophagy; positive regulation of canonical NF-kappaB signal transduction. The record is from RefSeq and is a predicted model, not a curated record. Bases 7 to 1236 code for a protein of 409 amino acids.